Messenger RNA from Colletotrichum higginsianum IMI 349063, 1386 nucleotides. Its product is annotated as TATA box binding protein associated factor. Gene Ontology annotation, cellular component: SLIK (SAGA-like) complex; SAGA complex; transcription factor TFIID complex. Gene Ontology annotation, biological process: RNA polymerase II preinitiation complex assembly; transcription initiation at RNA polymerase II promoter. Gene Ontology annotation, molecular function: transcription coactivator activity; RNA polymerase II general transcription initiation factor activity; protein heterodimerization activity. The record is from RefSeq and is a predicted model, not a curated record. NCBI's taxonomy places the organism in Eukaryota, Fungi, Ascomycota, Sordariomycetes, Glomerellales, Glomerellaceae. The transcript is spliced from 2 exons. The coding region runs from base 1 to 1386 and encodes 461 amino acids.
AUGGCGGCACAGGACGCGCCAAAGCUGCUGUGGAACCCAGACAACGUCAAAGACGUCGCCGAGUCGGUCGGCAUCCCCAACCUCCACGACGACGCCCUGCGCUGCCUGACCCAGGAUGUCGAGUACCGCAUCGGCCAGGUCCUCGUCGAGGCCCUGCGCUUCAUGCGCGCCUCCCGCCGCACCACCCUGACCGUCAAUGACAUCAGCACCGCCCUCAAGGCCCUCAACAUCGAACCGCUCUACGGGUACGAUUCGACGCGUCCGCUGCGAUAUGGCGAGGCCAGCCUGGGUCCCGGCCAGCCGCUGUUCUACAUUGAGGACGAGGAGGUCGACUUUGAGAAGCUCAUCAACGCUCCUCUGCCCAAAGUGCCGCGUGAUAUGAGCUUCACAGCACACUGGCUCGCCAUCGAAGGCGUCCAACCCUCCAUCCCGCAGAACCCGACGACGGCCGAAUCGCGAAGCCAGGAACUCGUGCCCAAGGGCCCCGGCGCCAACCCUGCCCUCGCCGCCCUUGCCGGCAACGACAGCAUCUCCUUCCGCCCCGCCGUGAAGCACGUCGUCUCGAAGGAGCUCAUCCUCUACUUCGAAAAGGUCCAGAACGCCAUCCUCGACGACAACCCGGACGAGGAGGUCGUGCGCCUCCGCCACGCUGCCCUAGAGUCCGUCCGCGACGACCCGGGCCUGCACCAACUGAUCCCCUACUUCAUCAACUUCGUCGCCAACCAGGUCACCCACCGCCUCGACGACGUCUUCACACUGCGCCAGGCCAUGGAGCUCACGGCCGCCCUCAUCGCCAACACCAAGCUCUACCUCGAUCCCUACGCCAACGCCAUCGCUGCUCCUGUGCUGACGUGCAUCCUCGGCCGCAAGAUCGGUGCCGAGGACGGCGCCGACGCCAUGCGCGAGCAGUACCAACUCCGCGAGUUCUCGGCCUCCCUGCUCGGCCAGAUCGCCCGCAAGUACGCCGCCUCCAACAACCUGCUCCGCCCCAAGCUCGUGCGCACCUGCCUCAAGUUCUUCAUGGACCCGGACAAGCCCCCGGCCACCCACUUUGGCGCCAUCACCGGUGUCGCCUCCGCCGGCGGGCCCGAGGCCGUCCGCGUCCUCGUGCUCAAGUGCCUGCGCGCCUACAACGACAACAUCCUGCAGCCGCUCAGGGACCGUGGCGAGGGCGUCGAGUUCGAGAUGCUCGUCGGCGGCAUCCUCAAGGCCAUCGCCACCAUGAUCGAGGACGAGCGGGUUGCCGUCAACGGCAUCAAUGGCACCGCCAACAACUACGCCGCCGAGCUCAACGAGUUCAUCGGGCCCAUCUUGGGCGAGCGGCUCAACAGCCUGGGCAACCGGAGGCUGAUCAAGCACGUCCUGGAUGCCAGAAACAUAGAAUAA